Molecule: messenger RNA, 766 nt
Organism: Chelmon rostratus (copperband butterflyfish)
Lineage: Eukaryota; Metazoa; Chordata; Actinopteri; Chaetodontiformes; Chaetodontidae
Gene: eny2
Product: ENY2 transcription and export complex 2 subunit
Exons: 5
Coding region: 267-554 (95 amino acids)
Biological process (GO): regulation of transcription by RNA polymerase II; positive regulation of DNA-templated transcription; poly(A)+ mRNA export from nucleus
Cellular component (GO): nuclear pore; DUBm complex; SAGA complex
Molecular function (GO): chromatin binding; transcription coactivator activity
Source: RefSeq, a predicted model, not a curated record
UCUGAUGGUAAAACCCAGAAAUUAAAGGCUCAGGCUCUCUUUACCUUAGAUUUAUCUACCAUAAUUUUGACGCUAAAUUACUUUAAAAAGUAAUUUAAACGUACAUUUUAGCUCGUAGUGACUUUCGGAUUUCCUAAUGUUUGUUCUAAAUAUGUCUGCUGUGGUUUGCGCGCCAGCUGUCGUUAUUUCAUUUUAACUUUUUCAUGUACGCCACAGAGUAACGCUGAGACCUCUUUUAAACGACCUUCUCUAGCGGGUAAAAGACUAUGAGUAAAGAGUCCAGAAUGAGGGCAACGGUAAACCAGAAGCUGACAGAGAUGGGGGAACGAGAGAGACUGAAGGAGUUACUCAGGGCAAAGCUCACAGAGUGUGGAUGGAAGGACCAGAUGAAAGCUCAUUGCAAAGAAGUAAUCAAAGAAAAGGGUUUGGAGCAUGUCACUGUGGAGGACCUGGUGGUAGAGAUUACUCCAAAAGGAAGAGCCUUGGUGCCAGACAGUGUCAAGAAAGAGCUUCUCCACAGAAUAAGAGCCUUUUUAGCUCAGCAUGCCACCUAAUUUUAACAAGUCCUCAGACCAUUUGCCUAUACUGUCAUAAUACAGAAGAUUUUAAUGAAUUUUCUUUUCAUCAUCUUUAAUUUUCAGUAACAUACUGACACACAAUUCUUUGUCUACAGUCAUCACUUAUUUGUAAAUGCACUUACCUUGCACAUUCAGUUGUCCUCUGUAUAUGAGGUAUGCCGUUUAAAUAAAGUGUUUGAUUUAUUGGA